Molecule: messenger RNA, 1426 nt
Organism: Harpegnathos saltator (Jerdon's jumping ant)
Lineage: Eukaryota; Metazoa; Arthropoda; Insecta; Hymenoptera; Formicidae
Exons: 4
Coding region: 1-972 (323 amino acids)
Source: RefSeq, a predicted model, not a curated record
AUGAGUGAUACACUUUCGCUGCUGCCGAAUCUGGGUGGCAGCCAAAUAACGGUCGAGGCCGCUUUUCUCUCCUACGAAGUCUACGAAGUGAAUAUCUUCGUCGACGCGACAUUUCAGCUGUUCCUCACAUUGCUGUGCACUGGCGCGUUCGCGUCAGCUUCGGAAGAUACGAAACAACAGAAACGAGGUAUCAUCGGCAACGAUGGAUGGGUCGGUCUGCCAAGUCCUUACGGAUACGGACAUGGACAUCCGUGGACGAUCGAUCACACGCCUUGGAAAGGCAUAAAAUUGCCAGAAGUCAACCUACAUUCCGGGUUGCAUUUAGCAAGUGCACUUCCUGCUUACGGUAGAGGUAGCAUCACCCUGACGCCUGGAAUCGUGAAGACUCUCCCAGUGUACAUAACGAAGCAUGUGGUGUUGGAAAAGCCGGUACCAGUUCCUGAACCGGUGAUCAUAGAGAAACCGUAUCACGUACCGGUGGAAAAGGUGAUACCGAUACCGAUUGAGAAGAUUAUUCACAAACCGGUCCCUGUGCCGGUACCGGUGCCUCAGGCGGUGCCGAUUCCUGUGGAACAUCCCGUACCGAUUCCGGUGAAGCAUCCCGUUGCCGUACCAGUGCAACAGCCAUAUCCAGUCGCGGUGAAGCAUCCGGUGCCGGUGCCGAUAGCAGUCCCAGUUCCGGUUCCGGUGCAUUCACCCCAUCUAUUGGCCGCCGGAAACUUGGCUGGCGCCAUCUACAGUCGUGGCUAUGUACCCGGUCAACUCUUCGCGCCUUUACACCUUCAUCCGUUUAUGCACUUGCACGGUCACGGCUUCGCGCCUUUCUCCCAUGGCUUCGACCAUAAGGUUGGUCAUGUGUUGUCGCACGGUUACGGCCAUGGCUAUGGGUACAGUCCGUAUCAUGACGCCCACGUCGACGACCAUCUUGUUCACGCACACGACCACAAGAAGCGGAAAACUGAUAAGAAUUAGACAUCAGGGACGAUGAGCGCGUAUGGAAUAAUGAAAUUCUUUAAACUUGUAUGAUUGUACGUAACUAUAAUUUUUUAGGGGAGGAAGAAGAAUGUUAGAGAGAUUGCAACAGAAAGGGCGAGACCAGACAUUUUUUUAAGAGUUUUUUGGGACUGUGUCGAGAGAAAAUCGUUGUGGAGAAAGGAGCACUGUCGGCAUAGUAGUGUAGACUUCGAAUAAUGGAAAGAUAUGAAACAUCAUAAAAAGGCAUCCAUGAGAGAUUUAGGAGAGACAUUCGAGUGAUUUUUGGGUAAUUGGAGGCUUAAGGAAUUUCGUAAAUUCGCAAGUUGUCGCAUCUUGUAAAUUUGAAAUUAUAUAGGUUGAAUUCACAUGAUAUAUAUAUAUAGCGAGUUUUCAAAAGGCACAGGCGAUGUGAAUCGUUAAGUAAUACUAUACAUGAGAAUAUUUUAUAUUU